Colias croceus (clouded yellow) is the source of this 2535-nucleotide messenger RNA. RefSeq lists its product as uncharacterized. Gene Ontology annotation, molecular function: nucleic acid binding. The transcript is spliced from 3 exons. NCBI's taxonomy places the organism in Eukaryota, Metazoa, Arthropoda, Insecta, Lepidoptera, Pieridae. Bases 1 to 2535 code for a protein of 844 amino acids. The record is from RefSeq and is a predicted model, not a curated record.
AUGUAUCGACAGAUAUUGGUUAAAGACGAAGAUACCAACUUUCAAAGGAUCGUGUGGAGAAAUGACUCGAAUCAACCAAUUAAGCAUUAUAAAUUAUUGACCUUAACUUUUGGGACUGCUUGUGCUCCUUAUUUAGCAGUUAAGACAUUACAGACAUUAGCAAAACAAGAGCAGCUCAGGUUCCCUACUGCAUCGGAAAUUACUCAGCGUGAUUUUUAUAUCGACGACUUAAUGACCGGAUGCGAAAAUCUAGAUGAAGCUUUACACAUAUACGACGAAAUGAAUAGUCUAAUGAAGUCUGGUGGUUUUCAAAUGCAAAAGUGGAGUAGCAAUGACACCAACUUUCUAAGUAAAAUUGGUAAAGAUAAAAUGAGUGAUGAUUUCGUACGCAUCAAAUCAGAUAAUCAAUUUAAAGUUCUCGGAUUAUCUUGGAACAGAGAGACUGAUAAUUUCGAAUAUACAAUUAAUUUACCAGAUGGUCAACAUCCUGUAACGAAGCGCCGAAUAUUAUCUGAUAUAGCUCGAUUAUAUGAUCCGAUAGGUUGGAUAGCACCGGUAGUAGUUAAAGCAAAGAUAUUUAUACAGAAGGUAUGGAAAGCAGGAUUAGAUUGGGAUGCAAAUUUAACAGAAGACCUAUUGAUAGAAUGGAAUAAUUUCAGGAAAGAGUUGAAUGAUCUGAAGAAUAUCGUGAUUCCGCGCUGGCUUCAUACAAGCAAAGAUUGUGAUAUGGAGCUACACGCAUUUUCGGAUGCUUCUAAAGCUGCAUAUGCAGCAGCAAUUUAUCUACGAGUUGUUAAUAAACUUGACAAAUCUGUGCAUGUUACCUUAAUCACAGCGAAGACUAAAGUUGCACCCAUCGACAAAGAAAUAUCGAUUCCACGAUUAGAGCUCUGCGGUGCGACACUUGCAGCUAAACUCGUGUCUGAGGUCGCUCAAGUCAUGGGUAUAGUUAAAGAAAAUACUUACGCUUGGACGGAUUCAACUGUAGUCCUUGCAUGGUUGAAAGGUCCUUCAUCUCGUUGGGCUACAUUUGUGAGCAAUAGAGUAUCAAUUAUACUUACCAUUUUGGAAUAUAAUCAGUGGGGACAUGUACCUUCGGAAUCGAAUCCAGCGGACUGCGCCUCUCGUGGUCUUAAAUCUACAGAAUUAAAGAAUUACUCACUUUGGUGGAAGGGUCCUGACUGGUUGUGUAAUUCUACAAUUGAUAUCGAUCAACCGAUUAUACCAGAUACAGAAGAAGAAAGAAAUACUAAAUCAUUUUGUGUUCAACAUCAGAAGGAAGAAGAUUUUGAGUGGAUUAGAUUUUCGUCAUUGUUUAAAAUGUUGAGAGUCAUGGCAUGGUGUCGUAGAAUUUUUAAUAGAGGAAAGGCUAAAUUACCGAAGUAUUUAACAUCUAAUGAAUUGAACGAGGCUUUAUUUAUGUGUAUCAAACAAGUUCAACAACAUGAAUUUGCUGAAGAUAUAAAACAUCUAUCAUCCAAAGGCUACGUUACAAAGAAAAGCGUUCUUCACAAACUCACACCUUUUUUGGACGAAAAAGGCAUUGUGAGAGUUGGUGGAAGAAUCAAACAACAUCCUAUUAUUAUUCCCGGAAGAAGUCAUUUAGCUACACUAAUAAUUUCAGAUACUCAUAGUCGUACUCUCCAUGGAGGCCCUCAACUCAUGCUAAAUAUUAUUAGAGCAAAAUAUUGGAUUCUACGAGCACGAGAUCGUGUCAAAAAUUUCUAUAGAAGCUGUAUCACAUGUUUACGUCAUUCUAAAGCUCAGAAAACGCAAAUAAUGGGUGAACUCCCAGAUGUUCGAUUAAAUCCGAGCAAACCGUUUAGAUCUACCGGAGUGGAUUACGCUGGCCCUAUAUUAAUGCGUUUCUCUCCAGGUCGUGGUUCCAAAGCCUACAAAGGGUACAUUAAUUGUAUUUUCGUGUGCAUGGUGACCCGAGCUAUUCAUUUGGAAGCAGUUUCUGAUUUGAGUGCAAAAGGAUUUAUAGCUGCAUUCCGAAGAUUUACAUCAAGGCGAGGUCACUGCCAGGAUUUAUAUAGCGACAAUGCUACCAAUUUUGUAGGAGCGGACAAACUCUUGCAAAGCAUGUUACGGGAGGCACGUAAAGAAAAUCCCAAUGAAUUAGUGGAUUUGUUGUCUUACGAAUCUACGACGUGGCAUUACAUACCUCCAUAUUCGCCAAAUUUUGGUGGAUUGUGGGAGGCAGGGGUGCGAUGCGUUAAAACACAUUUACGUAAGGGUGGUGGUACGUGGAAAAAAGUGUCGCGAGAAGCGUACGGUACUCGUUCGCCAGCGGUCCAAAUGAUGUGCAUGGAAGUUGGCUUUAUGGCGGGCGGUGCGGUGAUGGAAUUCCGCAGCAGUAAACCUAAACAAUUGAUAGUUGGUAACAAGGAACCGAAAGACAUAUUAGGCCAAUUAAAAUCGCUCAGGGACGUCCCUAAUGGUCCCAAAGGUACCAUCUGUACCAAUCAUGGUGACGUCACGGGCUUUGAUCGAUCAGGCUUAGUUCUUAAGAGCUUCCUAAUGCUUGCUUAA